This is a messenger RNA of Didymella exigua CBS 183.55, 1032 nucleotides long. Its product is annotated as NAD(P)-binding protein. NCBI's taxonomy places the organism in Eukaryota, Fungi, Ascomycota, Dothideomycetes, Pleosporales, Didymellaceae. The transcript is spliced from 2 exons. The record is from RefSeq and is a predicted model, not a curated record. The coding region runs from base 1 to 1032 and encodes 343 amino acids. Gene Ontology annotation, molecular function: oxidoreductase activity, acting on the CH-OH group of donors, NAD or NADP as acceptor.
AUGACUCGUGUUCUGCUUACUGGAGCAAGCGGCUUCAUCGCCGCACACACCUUGGACAUCCUCCUGGAGCGCGGCCACUCUGUCGUUGGCACAGUCCGCUCACAAGAGAAGGCCGACAAAAUUAAGGCGCAAUACCAGGGAAAGUACGAGGACCAGCUCAGCUUCGCCAUUGUUCCGGAUAUCGCACAGCCAGGUGCUUUCGAUGAGGCUGUCAAGUCAGACCCUCCAUUCGAGGCGGUGCUCCACACAGCCAGCCCGUUCCACUUCAACGUCACCGACGUGCAGAAGGACCUUAUUGACCCCGCAGUCAUUGGUACAACCGGCAUCCUCAGCUCCAUCAAGAAGAGCGCACCCUCAGUAAAGCAUGUCGUCAUCACAUCGUCUUUUGCCGCCAUCAUCCAGGCCGAUAAGGGCUUCUGGCCCGGUCACGAAUACUCAGAGGCCGACUGGAACCCCAUCACCUCCGAGCAAGCGACCGAGAACCCCAUGCUAGGCUAUCGAGCAAGCAAGACCUUUGCCGAGAAGGCAGCCUGGGAGUUUCUCGAGAAGGAGAAGCCCAACUUCACCAUCGCUACUAUCAACCCACCGAUGGUGUUCGGACCCAUUGUCCACGCCCUCGACUCCCUCGACAACCUGAACACAUCCAACGAGCGCAUCCGCAACGCUGUGCAGGGCAAGUUCAAGGACGAGAUUCCCCCCUCGGGCGUGCACUUCUGGGUCGACGUGCGGGACGUCGCAGAAGCACAUGUCAACGCAUUCGAGAAGCCCGAUGCCGCGAACAAGCGCUUCUUUGUCACCGCUGGAUACUUCUCGAACAAGGAGAUCACCCAGAUCAUCAAGAAGAACUUCCCGCAGUACAAGGAUCUCCCCAGCGACUCGACACCCGGCGGCGACUACCCCGAGGGCACACCAGACAAGGGCCUGUACACAUACAACAACAAGCGCUCGAUCGAGGUGCUGGGUCUGAAGUACAAGUCGCUGGAGCAAUCCAUUGUUGACUCUGUGAAGUCUUUCCAAGCAAAGGGUUUGUAG